Molecule: messenger RNA, 4390 nt
Organism: Rhinolophus ferrumequinum (greater horseshoe bat)
Lineage: Eukaryota; Metazoa; Chordata; Mammalia; Chiroptera; Rhinolophidae
Gene: ANO8
Product: anoctamin 8
Exons: 19
Coding region: 343-4176 (1277 amino acids)
Biological process (GO): chloride transmembrane transport
Cellular component (GO): plasma membrane
Molecular function (GO): chloride channel activity
Source: RefSeq, a predicted model, not a curated record
ACCCAGAAUUCGGCGCGGGCAGGCACAACCCGGGUGCACCUUCGGUGCGGGCGGGAACGAGCACCAGAAACCGAUGUGGGCGGGCGAGAACGAAACCCAGAAAACAACGCGGGCGGAGUCGAGAACCCUAGAGCGACGUGCGCAGGGCCCAGCUGGAGACUCGAGGUUCGGCGCGCGCGGGGACGAGAAGCAGCGCUCGGGCACGCGGGGACGGCGGCCCGCGCGGGCGGGUGCGGCCUUUGUCUACUCCUACCGCGCGCUCCGCGGCUGCACCCGCCCCAUGCUCCCGCGGUCCCUCCGCGCCCCCGCCGCCCGCUGCCCCUGACCUGCCCUGCCCUCGCCAUGGCCGAAGCCGCCUCUGGCUCCGGGGGCACGUCCCUGGAGGGCGAGCGCGGCAAGAGGCCCCCGCCAGAGGGCGAGCCGGCAGCCCCGGCGUCCGGAGUUCUGGAUAAGCUUUUUGGAAAGCGGCUCCUGCAAGCUGGUCGAUACCUGGUGUCCCACAAAGCGUGGAUGAAGACUGUGCCCACGGAGAACUGCGACGUGCUGAUGACCUUCCCAGACACAACGGAUGACCACACGCUGCUAUGGCUGCUGAACCACAUCCGCGUGGGCAUCCCCGAGCUCAUUGUGCAAGUCCGCCACCACCGCCACACGCGUGCCUAUGCCUUCUUCGUUACCGCCACGUAUGAGAGCCUACUCCGAGGGGCCGACGAGCUGGGUCUGCGCAAAGCAGUGAAGGCUGAGUUUGGCGGGGGUACCCGCGGCUUCUCCUGCGAGGAGGACUUCAUCUAUGAAAAUGUGGAGAGUGAGCUGCGCUUCUUCACCUCCCAGGAGCGCCAGAGCAUCAUCCGCUUCUGGCUUCAGAAUCUGCGUGCCAAGCAGGGUGAGGCGCUGCACAACGUGCGCUUUCUGGAGGACCAGCCAAUUAUCCCUGAGCUGGCGGCCCGUGGGAUUAUCCAGCAAGUGUUCCCGGUCCACGAGCAGCGCAUCUUGAACCGCCUCAUGAAGUCAUGGGUGCAGGCUGUGUGUGAAAACCAGCCUCUAGAUGAAAUCUGUGACUACUUUGGUGUGAAGAUUGCCAUGUACUUUGCCUGGCUGGGCUUCUACACAUCGGCAAUGGUGUACCCAGCUGUCUUUGGCUCUGUACUCUAUACCUUCACAGAGGCUGAUCAGACAAGCCGAGAUGUAUCCUGUGUGGUCUUUGCCCUGUUCAACGUGGUCUGGUCGACGCUAUUCUUGGAGGAGUGGAAACGGAGGGGGGCGGAGCUAGCCUACAAGUGGGGGACGCUGGACUCACCUGGGGAAGCCGUGGAAGAGCCACGACCCCAGUUCAGGGGCGUGCGACGCAUCAGCCCUGUGACGAGGGCUGAGGAGUUCUACUAUCCACCCUGGAAGCGGCUGUUCUUCCAGCUGUUUGUGAGUGUUCCCUUGUGCCUCACCUGCCUGGCCUGCGUGUUCCUGCUUAUGCUCGGCUGCUUCCAACUGCAGGAGCUGGUGCUGAGUGUGAAAGGGCUGCCUCGUCUCGCUCGCUUCCUGCCCAAGGUCGUGCUGGCCUUGUUGGUCAGCGUAAGCGCAGAGGGCUAUAAGAAGCUUGCUAUCUGGCUCAACGACAUGGAGAAUUACCGGCUGGAAAGCGCCUAUGAGAAGCACCUUAUCAUCAAGGUCGUCCUGUUCCAGUUCGUCAAUUCCUACCUGAGCCUCUUCUACAUUGGCUUCUACCUCAAGGACAUGGAGCGCCUGAAAGAGCUCCUGCUCGUCCUGUCCCUGUCCCAGAGCCUCGAGCGGCAGCUUCGGGCGGUGCUGGUCCCGCUCGCGGCCCUGCGGUUCCGCCUGCUCCUCCUCUCCCUCCGGGGCCUCCUGCGCCUGGCCCGGGCCAAAAUGCUGGCCACUCUGCUGAUCACCCGCCAGUUCCUCCAGAACGUUCGCGAGGUCCUGCAGCCACACCUGUACCGGAGGCUGGGCCGUGGCGAGCUUGGCCUGCAGGCCGCCUGGGAGCUGGCCCGGGCCCUGCUUGGCCUGCUCAGCCUCCGGCACCCUGCACCCCACCGCCUUGAAGCCCAGGCCGAAGAGGGUGGUGGGAGCAGUAGUGGAGGGAGCCGCAGAUGUCUCAGCGGGGGCUGUGGGGCACCUGAGGAGGAGGAGGAGGCUACAGUGGAGCAGCGGCCAGCAGGGGAGGGAGGGGAGGUGGGGGAGAGGCUGCGGGGCGGCAAGGAGGAGGAAGAGGAGGAUGAGGACGAGGAAGACGAGGAGGAGGAGGAUGAGGAGGAGGGCGAGGAGGGUGGACUCCUGGACUGUGGGCUUCGUCUGAAGAAGGUCAGCUUUGCUGAGCGGGGGGCUGGGCGACAUCGGCCUGGCCCAAGCCCGGAAGCCCUCCUGGAGGAGGGGAGCCCCACAAUGGUGGAGAAGGGGCUGGAGCCCGGUGUGUUCACGCUGACGGAGGAGGACGAUGAGGCGGAGGGGGCUUCUGGCAGCCCUGAGCGGGAGCCCCCAGCUGUCCUACUCCGCCGGCCCAGGGGUGAGGGCCGUGACCAGGGGCCAUAUGGGGGACCAGAGCCAGAGCCUGGCUCGGGUGACUCAGCCCGGAGGCAGCGGCGGCAAAACCGGUCCUCUUGGAUCGACCCGCCCGAGGAGGAGCACUCACCCCAGCUCACCCAGGCUGAGCUUGAGAGCUGCAUGAAGAAGUAUGAGGACACGUUCCAGGACUACCAGGAGAUGUUCGUGCAGUUUGGCUACGUCGUGCUCUUCUCGUCCGCCUUUCCCCUGGCUGCACUGUGCGCCCUCAUCAACAACCUCAUUGAGAUCCGCAGUGACGCCCUCAAGCUGUGCACGGGGCUGCAGCGGCCCUUUGGGCAGCGGGUUGAAAGCAUCGGCCAGUGGCAGAAGGUGAUGGAGGCCAUGGGCGUCCUGGCAAUCGUAGUCAACUGCUAUCUCAUUGGCCAGUGCGGGCAGCUGCAGCGCCUCUUCCCCUGGCUCAGCCCUGAGGCAGCCAUCGUGUCCGUGGUGGUGCUCGAGCACUUCGCUCUGCUUCUCAAGUAUCUUAUCCACGUGGCCAUCCCUGACAUCCCGGGCUGGGUAGCUGAGGAGAUGGCCAAGCUUGAGUAUCAGCGCCGGGAGGCUUUCAAGAGACAUGAGCGCCAGGCCCAGCACCGCUACCAGCAGCAGCAGCGGCGGCGGCGGGAGGAGGAGGAGCGCCAGCGCCACGCAGAGCACCACGCCCGGCGGGAGCGGGACACCAGUGGCCGGGAGGAGGCGCGAGCAGAGGGCUCCGGGCUGGACCCCACUGCCCCUGAUAAGGCCUCAGCCAAGGCCAAAGGCAGCGGGGCAGGUGGCCACGGGCCGGAGCGGCCCAAGCGCCCAGGGUCUCUGCUGGCACCCAACAAUGUCAUGAAGCUGAAGCAGAUCAUCCCACUACAGGGCAAGUUCCUGUCGUCAGGGGCUGCGUCCUCCCUGGCAGGCACGGGGCCCAGCCCCGCCACCCGGCUGCCCCCGGCCCAGUCGCCUACGGGCAGUGACACCCGCCUGCCCGCCUUCCUCAGCUUCAAGUUCCUCAAGUCUCCGGAAACCCGGCGAGACCCUGAGCGCAGCCACUCACCGCCCAAGGCCUUCCACGCCGGCAAGCUCUUCCCCUUUGGCGGGGCCCGGGCUGAGACCGGGGCCAAUGGGGCGGGCGGGCAGGCCCGGCUGGAUGGGACCCCCGGCGGUGGCAGUGGCAGCGGCAGUGGCCGGUCUCAGUGCAGUGGGCCGGCGGAUGAGGCUGCGCCCGAGGAGCCGGACGUCCCCCGGCCUGAAGAGGAAGGCUCAGGGACAGCACUGGCCCUCGUGGGCGCCCCUGCCCUUCGCACCCACCGCAGCCGGAGCCCCGCGCCAUCAACACCAACGCCGCUGCCCCGGCCCCCGACGCCGCCCACCGGCUGCUGGCAGUGGGACAGGCCAUGGGGAUGCGGGGGUGAGGGUGCCGCCCCCCGCCAGGCUCCCACCGCCGACACCGAGUGCCCACCCUGUGCCCUGGCCGGGCCCCCGCCUGGCCCCCAGCCCCUGCCGGGGGAUACCAGCUUCUACAGUCUAGCGCCUCCACCGCUACCGCCAUCCUCCGAGCCCCCCGCGCCCUCGCCCAGCCCCAGCCCCAGCCCCAGCCCCAGCCCCCAGGCUGUUUGCUGGCCCAGCGGCUGGCACUAGCUCUGCCAGGCGCCCUGCCUUCCUGUUCUCAUGCAAUAGCAGCCAAGGAGGGGCGGCCGCCACCCAGGAAAUGCUUUGGCCCCGCGUCCCCCAGUAUUGGCUGCCCCCGCCAAGGGGCAAGGGCCUGGGCAUCCUUAUCUGCCGUUUUCCUUUUGACUGGAUGGGGGAGAUGAAAGGAAACACCCCCCCAAAAAAAACCCAGAAAACACAGAAU